UUGUAUCAGAUGACACACGUGCCUAGCGUGUCUAUCUUCAGUUUGGUGGACGGACCCGGUUGGAUGGGCAGCGGUCACGGCGAAGAUAUCUCGUUCAUUUUCGGCCUUCCCUUUCUUCCAGAAACAGCGGCGCUGUACUCCGGUUUCUCGGACCAAGAAAGAGCACUGUCUGUCGAGUUCAUGAAAUUCUGGACCACUUUUGCUAAGACAGGAAAUCCCAGCACGAAGACACCUGGCUCUCAUCCAGAAUCUGAGUUAGAUUUCUGGCCUCGGUUCACCGUCCCUGAGUUGGAGUACAAGGAACUCAGCUUGAAUCUGACCACAUCCAGAGCACUCAAGAGCGACCAGUGUUACUUCUGGAAUACCUACGUACCGCAACUCCAAACCAUGUUCGCCGACAUGGAUGUUGCAGAACGUGAAUGGAAAGAAGCCUUCAGUACCUGGAAGUACACUGACAGGGCGGAUUGGAGGAAGGAACUGGCCGAAUAUAAGACACUUAACGUAAAUUAAUUGGAAAUUUAAGAUGAAAAGGAAAACAUUAACAUGAAGCUAAUUCUGUCAAGCGUUUGGACUUAUUUAGAAUUUUACAUUAUACAGUUUGGGGUGUUAAAGUUUUCAAAACAGACAAGACAUAAUUGAAUGCCCCGUUUGCAAUGGGGCUUUGAAUUCCUCAGCAACUGAAUUUCGGUAACAAUUGUUAAUUUUCUGUCAGUAACAUGCAUGUGCCUGUCUUUUCAUGCAUGUUUCCUCCCUUGUCAAACGGUAGGCUAAGAGACUAAAGAAGUAUGAAUUGUGUAAAUCAACAACAGCAUUCCAUUGGACGUAAUUUGAAAAACAUUUUCCUGUAUGAAGGGGACUAAUUUAAAAAGCAGUAGUUCGCAUGAUAUGUUAAUUUCUUCGCAGGCCUGUCAAAAAUGUAACUGAUUUCGACAUAAUCGUUAUUUGAAUUAAAUUCACUGCCUGUUAGAUAUUUGGCUAAUUUCUUUCAUUUUUAUCCACAAAUUCAUUCUCGUUUUAGAAUUGCUACCCUGAUAUGAUUUAAAGUUUUGUUCAAUAGCCAUUAAGAAUUUUAAUUCAAGUUUCAAAUGAGCCAGCUUGCAUGCUUUGCGUCUGCGCAAGCUUCACUUGAUUGACAAAGCCUCACCUGAGAAUAUAGAAUAGAAGGGGCGUUGUGGCAUUGGGGGCGAAAAACGACCAUUCGGAAUGGUGGUUUGUGCACAAACGACUUUGGGACAAGGCUGAAGCCGAGUAACUCUUUGUUUGUCGGUAGUCGUGGCGCGUUUCUUUCACAACAUUUUGUGAAAG
Acanthaster planci (crown-of-thorns starfish) is the source of this 1305-nucleotide messenger RNA. RefSeq names its product cholinesterase-like. Gene Ontology annotation, biological process: choline metabolic process; acetylcholine catabolic process. The record is from RefSeq and is a predicted model, not a curated record. Gene Ontology annotation, cellular component: plasma membrane. Lineage: Eukaryota; Metazoa; Echinodermata; Asteroidea; Valvatida; Acanthasteridae. Gene Ontology annotation, molecular function: acetylcholinesterase activity.